This is a messenger RNA of Lytechinus variegatus (green sea urchin), 3018 nucleotides long. RefSeq names its product ankyrin-3-like. Gene Ontology annotation, biological process: innate immune response. The record is from RefSeq and is a predicted model, not a curated record. Gene Ontology annotation, molecular function: protein binding. The coding region runs from base 1 to 3018 and encodes 1005 amino acids. Gene Ontology annotation, cellular component: cytoplasm. Lineage: Eukaryota; Metazoa; Echinodermata; Echinoidea; Temnopleuroida; Toxopneustidae. The transcript is spliced from 4 exons.
AUGGUGUUGAUGAGGAAACGGAAGGCCCUUGUGGUCAAACCACACUAUCUAGCUGCUUCGCGAAAAAAUUCCAAACCACGAAAAUCCACUGAAAGUCUUAAAGUGAAUCUUACUGAAGGAGGUACAGAUGACUUUGAGGUCAAACAAUAUUUUCUAGCUGCCCCACGAGGUAUUUGUAAAUCGGUCAAAUCUAUUGACAAUCUUAGAUCGACUUUGGUUGAAGAAGAUACGGAGGACUACUCUCCAUUAUUGAUAGCAGUAAGAAAUGGUCAAAUUGAAGAAGUACAAAGAUUGGUCAGUCAAGGGGCCAAUGUGAAUCAGGGUAAUGCUGAAGGCAAGACGCCGUUGGUGAUUGCAGCAAUGAGCGGUAGAGUUGAGAUAUUGGUAUAUCUAAUCGGUCAAGGGGCUGAGGUGAAGAAAGAAGUCAACGAUGGUGAGACUGCAUUACACAUUGCUGUUAAGAAUGGUCAUCUUGAUGUCGUCAAAUAUUUGAUUAGUCAAGGAGGUGAGGUGAAUAGAGGAGAUAACGAUGGUUGGACUGCAUUACACAUUGCUGCUCAGAAUGGUCAUCUUGAUGUCGUCAAAUAUCUGAUUAGUCAAGGAGGUGAGGUGAAUAAAGGAGAUAACGACGAUUGGACUGCAUUACACAUUGCUGCUCAGAAUGGUCAUCUUGAUGUCGUCAAAUAUCUGAUUAGUCAAGGAGCUGCUGUGGAUAAAGGAGAUAACGACGGUUGGACUGCAUUACACAUUGCUGCUCAGAAUGGUCAUCUUGAUGUCGUCAAAUAUUUGAUCACUCAAGGAGAUGAGGUGAAUAAAGGAGGUAACGAUGGUCGGACUGCAUUACACAUUGCUGCUCAGAAUGGUCAUCUUGAUGUCGUCAAAUAUCUGAUUAGUCAAGGAGCUGCUGUGGAUAAAGGAGUUACCGAUGGUUGGACUGCAUUACACAUUGCUGCUCAGAAUGGUCAUCUUGAUGUCGUCAAAUAUUUGAUCACUCAAGGAGGUGAGGUGAAUAAAGGAGGUAACGAUGGUUGGACUGCAUUACACAUUGCUGCUCAGAAUGGUCAUCUUGAUGUCGUCACAUAUUUGAUCACUCAAGGAGGUGAGGUGAAUAAAGGAGAUGACGACGGUUGGACUGCAUUACACAGUGCUGCCAAGAAUGAUCAAAUUGAUGUCGUCAAAUAUCUUAUUAGUCAAGGAGGCGAGGUGAAUAAAGGGGAUAACAUUGGUGCGACUGCAUUGCACCUUGCUGCUCAAAAUAGUCAUCUUGAUGUCACCAAAUAUCUCAUUAGUCAAGGAGCUGCGGUGGAUACAGGAGAUAACGACGAUUGGACUGCAUUACACAUUGCUGCUCAGAAUGGUCAUCUUGAUGUCGUCAAAUAUCUGAUUAGUCAAGGAGCUGCGGUGGAUACAGGAGAUAAUGACGGUUGGACUGCAUUACACAUUGCUGCUCAGAAUGGUCAUCUUGAUGUCGUCAAAUAUUUGAUCACUCAAGGAGAUGAGGUGAAUAAAGGAGGUAACGAUGGUCGGACUGCAUUACACAUUGCUGCUCAGAAUGGUCAUCUUGAUGUCGUCAAAUAUCUGAUUAGUCAAGGAGGUGAGGUGAAUAAAGGAGAUAACGACGGUUGGACUGCAUUACACACUGCUACUCAGAAUGGUCAUCUUGAUAUCGUCAAAUAUCUGAUUACUCAAGGAGCUGCUGUGGAUAAAGGAGGUAACGAUGGUUGGACUGCAUUACACAUUGCUGCUCAGAAUGGUCAUCUUGAUGUCGUCAAAUAUCUGAUCAGUCAAGGAGGUGAGGUGAAUAAAGGAGGUAACGACGGUCGGACUGCAUUACGCAUUGCUGUUCAGAACGGACAUCCUGAUGUCGUCAAAUACUUGAUUAGUCAAGGAAGUGAGGUGAAUAAAGGAGAUGACGAAGGUUGGACUGCAUUACACACUGCUGCCCAGAAUGAUCAACUUGAUGUCGUCAAAUAUCUGAUUAGUCAAGGAGGUGAUGUGAAUAAAGGGUAUAACAUUGGUGUGACUGCAUUGCACCUUGCUGCUCAAAGUGGUCACCUUGAUGUCACCAAAUAUCUCAUUAGUCAAGGAGCUGCUGUGAAUAAAGGAGUUACCGAUGGUGGGACUGCAUUACACAUUGCUGCUCAGAAUGGUCAUCUUAACGUUGUCAAAUAUCUGAUUAGUAAGGGAGCUGCGGUGAAUACAGGAGAUAACGACGAUUGGACUGCAUUAAACAUUGCUGCCCAAAAUGACCAUCUUGAUGUUAUCAAAUUUCUCAUUAGUCAAGGAGCUGAGGUGAAUAAAGGAGGUAACGAUGGUGGGACUGCAUUACACAUUGCUGCUCAGAAUGGUCAUCUUAACGUUGUCAAAUAUCUGAUUGGUCAAGGAGGUAAGGUGAAUAUAGGUGAUAACGACGGUUGGACUGCAUUACACACUGCUACUCAGAAUGGUCAUCUUGAUAUCGUCAAAUAUCUGAUCAGACAAGGAGCCGAGGUGAACGCGAAAAAUGAAAACGGUUCGACUUCGUUGGACGUAGCUCUUUCAACAAAUCAUCUCGAUGUCAUUCAAGUUCUAAAGGCUGAAGGUGCAAAACGUCUCAACAUCGUUUCCAAUACCGAGGAUAUUCAUCUUGCUAUACAACAUGGUCAAACCACAGCCAUUGAGAGGUUAGUGUCUCAAGGAGCUGAUCUCAAUGUCCAGUCAGCUGACGGUCAGAUGUGUCUUCAUGAAGCCAUCAAACUCUGCUACAACACUGAGAGAAAUGUAGACGAAAGUGAUUCUCUAAGAAAGAUUUCAGACGUGUUUUACAGUGGAAGCUUAUCACCCGAGAAGGCUUUAGUAUUCUAUCUCCUUGACAAUGGAGCUAAGCCAAAUUUGGAAGAUAAGUCAGGAAAACUACCAAUCUUCUAUGCCAAGGAUGAAGUUGUUAAACAGAUAAUCUUAUCGAGAAUGGAUCCAUCUGAACUGGCCCGGUAUUAUCAAGGUAAAACCAUUAUAUGCAGGAAAUUUUUACAAUCUUAA